AUGGUCUGCUUGCGCCCGGGGGCGCCCUUCGGCGAGGACGGGGGCCCCGUCGGGGGCAGCAUCAGCGCCGGGGACCCCCCAUUCACCCAACCCUCCCUGGAGGUGGUACCUUGCCUGACAGCUGGGUCCGCGGGCCCGCAGGAGCAGGCGGCGCUAACGACAGCGUUGGUGCCAAGUCUUGGAAUAAAGCUCCUCUCCAGCCGCUCCUACCUCCAGCGCCACCAUCUUCUCCCGCCGCCGCCGCCGCCGCCGCGACCGCAGCCGCCCUCGCCCAGCUCCGGCUGGGGCUUCGCCGCAGCCGCUCAGGCCCCUCCGGUCCUGCGGCCCCACCCCCUUCCCCCCACCCUCCCGCCCGCCCCUCGUGACGCGCGCCGGGGCCGAGCCGGCAGGCGGGCGAGGGAGGGCGCCGCUGGGGGGAGCGCGCGCGCGCGCCGCGAGCUAGGAGCGCCCUUGCCUCCCACGCCCACCCGCGCGCACGCCCGGCGCGCGAGCACGAAGCAGCCGGGCGGCGUCUUCCACGCGCAGCCUCUGAAGCGCCCCAGCCGAAGGGCUGCAGCAGCUGCGGCCAACGUCUGCGCGCAGAAACAGGCCGCGCUGCCGGACCUCGAAUCCCGGCCGCCGCGUCGGCUCCGGAGGGGUGUUCCCUUAACUGAGUUACUGCGGAGCUUUCCCGCUGCCCCGGCCCCUAAAAUGACGCCUGUAUUGCACAGCCUGGCAGGCGCACACGGCCCCCCAAGGAAGGAGGGUUGCCGGUACGUCUGGAGCGGGCUGCAGGCCUGCCUUUAA
This is a messenger RNA of Rangifer tarandus platyrhynchus (Svalbard reindeer), 786 nucleotides long. The record is from the annotation of a GenBank genome assembly. NCBI's taxonomy places the organism in Eukaryota, Metazoa, Chordata, Mammalia, Artiodactyla, Cervidae.